GUCACUUCCGGUGAGUCUGUCGGGAGAACGGCAACAUGGCCCUAAACGGCGCCGGUGAGGGCUUGGGCUGCGCGGGCCUAUUGCUGCGGGGUACGGGAGGCAACCCGCUGGGGCGAGACCCCCCGGCCCCUUGUGCCUCUCUCCCCCCAGAAGUCGACGAUUUCUCCUGGGAGCCUCCGACCGAGGCGGAGACGAAGGUGCUGCAAGCGCGACGGGAGCGGCAGGAUCGCAUCUCCCGGCUCAUGGGUGACUACCUGCUGCGUGGUUACCGCAUGCUGGGCGAGACGUGCGCGGACUGCGGGACGAUCCUCCUCCAAGACAAGCAACGGAAAAUCUACUGCGUGGCUUGUCAGGAGCUCGACUCAGACGUGGAUAAAGAUAAUCCGGCUCUGAAUGCCCAGGCUGCCCUCUCUCAAGCUCGGGAGCACCAGCUCGCCUCUGCCUCGGAGCUCCCCUUGGGCUCUCGACCCACUCCUCAGCCCCCUGUCCCCCGCCCAGAGCAUUGUGAGGGAGCUGCAGCAGGGCUCAAGGCAGCCCAGGGACCACCCCCUCCUGCUGUGCCUCCAAAUGCAGAUGUUGUGGCCUCCACACAGGAGGCCCUCCUGCAGAAAUUGACCUGGGCUUCAGCAGAGUUAGGCGCUAGCACCUCCCUGGAGACUAGUAUCCAGCUGUGUAGCCUCAUCCGGGCUUGUGCUGAGGCCCUGCGCAGCCUACGGCAGCUGCAACACUAAAAAAUCCCUCCUGAGAAAAACC
Molecule: messenger RNA, 753 nt
Organism: Talpa occidentalis (Iberian mole)
Lineage: Eukaryota; Metazoa; Chordata; Mammalia; Eulipotyphla; Talpidae
Gene: ZNRD2
Product: zinc ribbon domain containing 2
Exons: 3
Coding region: 36-731 (231 amino acids)
Source: RefSeq, a predicted model, not a curated record